Didymodactylos carnosus is the source of this 249-nucleotide messenger RNA. The record is from the annotation of a GenBank genome assembly. Lineage: Eukaryota; Metazoa; Rotifera; Eurotatoria; Philodinida; Philodinidae.
AUGGACGAUGAGGAGAUUAAUCUUUAUGUAUCGACACAUUACAUGACAAAUCUUCAAGAACAAUCAUCAUUGUCCUUUCAAAUAAAAUUAGCAGAAUCUUGGUCAACAUUAUCACAAUGGCUAAAUUUAUCACGGUAUACUUCAGCUUUAACACUUCAAAUAAUUGAUCAAGAUAUUUUCCAACUGGCAUUACGUAAUGAAGAUGGUUGGAAUAUUUAUCAGUAUUCACCUAAAAAUGGGCAAUGUUAA